Molecule: messenger RNA, 986 nt
Organism: Anoplopoma fimbria (sablefish)
Lineage: Eukaryota; Metazoa; Chordata; Actinopteri; Perciformes; Anoplopomatidae
Product: butyrophilin subfamily 2 member A2-like
Exons: 5
Coding region: 24-986 (320 amino acids)
Source: RefSeq, a predicted model, not a curated record
AACCGGCUGGGGAUGCUUCUGCUAUGACGUUUGAGUGGGCGAGACCUGACUUGAAUCCCAGAUUUGUCCAUGUGUGGCACGAACGUCAAGACCUUUACUUGAACCAGCAUCCGUCCUACAAAGGACGAACAUCGGUGUCCGUCAACCAACUGAAGCACGGAGACGUUUCGCUGACUCUCCACAAAGUAAAACUCUCUGAUGAGGGAACAUACAGAUGUUACUUUCCAGAUUCGGAUAAAGACUCGACUGUGCAGCUUGUUGUUGGGGUUUCUUCAUCGCCCUUCGUCAGUCUAUCAGGAAUCGACAGAUCCUCCAGUGGAGUGGUGUUAGACUGUGAGUCCAGAGGCUGGUAUCCAGAGCCGGAGGUGUUGUGGCUGGACGCUGAGGGAAACCUCCUCUCUGCUGGACCUACAGAGACAGUCAGAGGUCCUGAUGACCUCUAUACUGUCAGCAGCAGAGUGACUGUGGAGAAGAGACACAGCAACAGCUUCACCUGUAGAGUCCAACAGAAGAACACCAACCAGACCAGAGAGACACACAUCACUGUUCCAGAUGAUUUCUUCGUGGCUCCGUGUAGUUCUGUUGUUUGCAUCAGUUUGGUCGUUUCCUUCACGUGUGUUCUUGCUGUUGUCUUUGCUGUAUGGAGAUGGAGGCGAAACAAAAACAAAACCAUGAUGGAUGACCAAAGAGAACGACAGCAGCUCAUGGCAGAGAGUGAGAAGAGGAAAGAGAAAGAACAUGGAGAUAUGGUGGGUGCACUGAUGAAACAGGAGGAGGAAUUGAAGAAGCAGAGAGAUCGACUGAAAGGGCAACAGGAGAAGAUGGAGAGACUGGUGGGGGACAAUGAGAUGAAGCUUGAAAAGAGGGAACUUGACCAACUAGAGCUGGAUACAGAGAAACUGUUAGUGAUGACAAAGAGUGUAAUUGAUGAAGUAACAGACAGGAAGACUACAACACAGAACCACAUGGAGGAAGAAAACAAAUAA